Molecule: messenger RNA, 1803 nt
Organism: Lichtheimia ornata
Lineage: Eukaryota; Fungi; Mucoromycota; Mucoromycetes; Mucorales; Lichtheimiaceae
Exons: 3
Coding region: 1-1803 (600 amino acids)
Source: RefSeq, a predicted model, not a curated record
AUGCGCCCUUAUUCAAUCGUUUUUGCAACCACCCUUGUCGCUCUUUUUUCUCAACCUUCGUUGGGCCUGAUCUGUGGCUGUGCUGAAGGUGAUACGGUAUGCACAGAUGCUUGUGUGGCAGACAUGGAAAGAUGUGUCGUGGAAUGCGGCAUCACCUCCAAGGAUUGCUAUAAGCAAUGUGCACGACGACUUGUGCCACCCAAGAUUGUCGAAGGCAUCCAAUCGGUUUCAUCCAUUGCCGAAAAAAUCGCUUCUGUCAGCUCAUUCCUUGCUGAUCCCACUGCUGCCGUUCAAUCCAUUGCUUCAGAUAUGGUGGAUGAUAUUCCAGAGAUCCCUGAUAUUCCCAAUGUGAUCCACGAAAUUCCUUUGCCAACACCUAAACCAUUCCCUCUUCCUGCUGAAAGCGAUGAUGGCGAUGAUGAUGAUGUAUCCAUUUUGCCAUUCCCUUUGCCAGAUGGUAGCAAGCCUUCUCCUUCUAUUUUGCCAUUCCCAUUACCAGAUGGUAUCAAGCCUACACCUUCAAUCUUACCUUUCCCACUGCCAGAUGAUGAUAAGCCUUCUCCUUCGGAUACCUUCCCCAAUCCUUUGCCAAAGCCUGCCGAUAAUGGCAAUGAUGACGACGAUGAAGACUGUGACGAUGACGAGGAGGAUGAUUAUGACAAUUGGGAUGACGAAGACUGGGAUGAUGAUAGUAGCUGGGAUAAGGAUGAAUCGAAAACCAUCAAAGGAUUGCCACAAAAGAUCCCAUCAUCUGAUUUCGACUUGCCCGACAUUGACGUUCCCGAUCUUCCCGAUAUUCUUGACAACAUCAAAGACGAUGACAAUUCACGUGACAUCCCCUCCAUCAAAGAUCUCCUCAUGAACAUGCCUAAAGGUGUCCGCUUGAACCAUGAUUUGAUUGAGCAAUAUUUGCGUCAUGCUGCAACGACAACAACAACACCAUCCCCUUUGGCUGAUGAGAGUGAGGAAGAGGAUAAGAUCAAGGACUUGCUUCAAGACGUUGUUGCUGAUGCUGCUCCAAGUGUUGUUCCCAAGGACCUUCCUUUGGAUCAUGAUUUGCUUGAUCACUUUUUGCCAAAGCCUGCUGCUGCUGCUGAACCUUCGUCUGUUGCCGCCGAAGACAAAUUCGAUGAGGACAAACUCAAGGAUAUGAUUCAAGACUUGGUGGAUGAACAAGGAAUCCCUGAUGUCCCACUCAAUGCAUUGCCAUCUGAUAUUCCUCUUGACGCAUUGCCUUCUGGUAUCCCUCUUGAUGCAUUGCCUUCCGAUAUUCCCAAGGAUGAAAUCCCAUCCGAUUUGCCUGCUGGAUAUGCAAAGAGCUCUGAUGAAGAUGACGAUGAAGAUGACGAAGAUUGUGAUGAUGAUGAAGACGACGACGAUGAUGAUGAGGAUGAUCACAAGCACAAGAUGGGUUCUCCUCAAGGUGGUAUUCCUACUACUCCCAUUGUCGAUCCCGUGCCAGCAGAUCUUCCCACUGGUUCCAAUAUGCCUGUUCCUGAUGCCUUGCCUUCGGAUAUCGCUGAUGCCUUGCCUUCGGAUCUUCCAGCUCCCUAUGCUGAUGCUGCUUCAGAUGCUGCCAAGCUUGUUGCUCCUGCCAAUAGCCAACAAUCGCAAUCUACUGUCACAGCACAUACCACGGUCACGAGCCAUAUUGCUGCACCCUCCCUUGGCAUGUUGCAUGCAAGUGGAUCCGCUGGUCACGAUGAAAACCACGACAAUGGUGCUGUAUCGGACGCCAAGGCUUUGACAAUUGUGUCCUCGCUUGCCAUGGUCGGUACGACUUUGGUAUUCUUCCAGCUCUAA